AUGUGUUAUUUGGGAGGGAGGAUUUACUUGCAUUGCGACCUUCUCUACCAUACAGGUGAAUCUGUUGAUGCUUUAUGGUUUGUAGUUCAAGGGUCUUUGGAGGUUAAACAGGAUGAUGAAGUUGUGGCUAUACUCGGGAAGGGAGAUGUUUUUGGAGAUGAAUUUUGGAAACACAAUAGAACCGGUCAAUCAUCGUGUAUGGUUCAGGCAUUAACUUAUUCUGAUUUGCAUUUCAUCAAAAGAGAACCUUUACUUCAAGUUUUAAGCUUUUACAAGCCUUUUGCAAAUUCAUUGGCUCGAAAUUUAGUAUUAACUUACAACUUAACAAAUCGAAUAAAAUUUCGUAAAGUUUUGGAUGUAAAACGAGAACAAGAAUUAGAAGAAAGGCGAAAAAUUGAGAAAUUGGAAAUAGCAACAGACCAUCCAAUUCGGAAAUUACUUCAAAGAAUGCAGGAACGGCAUGCUGGUGGUCUUUCUUGUUUUAAAAAUAAAUAA
Molecule: messenger RNA, 495 nt
Organism: Meloidogyne enterolobii
Lineage: Eukaryota; Metazoa; Nematoda; Chromadorea; Rhabditida; Meloidogynidae
Source: the annotation of a GenBank genome assembly